Molecule: messenger RNA, 1617 nt
Organism: Rhineura floridana
Lineage: Eukaryota; Metazoa; Chordata; Lepidosauria; Squamata; Rhineuridae
Gene: SLC25A46
Product: solute carrier family 25 member 46
Exons: 8
Coding region: 152-1363 (403 amino acids)
Biological process (GO): mitochondrial membrane fission; axon development; mitochondrial fission
Cellular component (GO): mitochondrial outer membrane
Source: RefSeq, a predicted model, not a curated record
CGCCACGGAGACUACCAUACUUCAAUACAGUGGAGUUUGCUUCCGGUGAUAGCCGGAAGUGAAAUCUGGGGCGUCUGAGGGCGCAGCGCUGGGGACUUCCUUGUUGCUGUCACUACUUAGCGUUUCUCGGCUGUCCUCUCCUCGCUGACUGAUGCAUCCGCGGCGCCCCGAGGGCUUUGACGGCCUGGGCUACAGGGACGGCCGAGAGGAGCCGGGGGGCUUCGCGGCCAAGUCGGACCUCGGUCACUGGGUCAGGACCCCGCCUGACAUCCCUGGCAGUCGCAACCUCCACUGGGGGGAGAAGACCCCGCAGUUUGCGACAGGAACCCCAUUGGAGACGUCUGGGUUCAAUGAGGACUCUUACGCAGGAGGCGUUGGCGCCAGCUCCGAGCAGUUGAAUAGGUUUGCAGGCUUCGGGAUUGGCCUAGCAAGUUUGUUUACAGAGAAUGUGCUGGCUCAUCCUUGCAUUGUUCUGCGUCGACAGUGCCAGGUUAAUUAUCAUGCCAAGAAUUACCAUCUCACUCCAUUUACAAUCAUCAAUAUUAUGUAUAGCAUCAAUAAGGCCCAGGGGCCCAGAGCUCUUUGGAAAGGAAUGGGGAGCACGUUCAUUGUUCAAGGCAUAACCCUUGGAGCAGAAGGAAUCAUCAGUGAAUUUACACCCUUGCCAAGAGAGCUUUCAUAUAAGUGGAGCCCCAGGCAAAUAGGAGGACAUCUUAUGCUGAAAGGGCUGACUUGUGUGAUAGCAAUGCCUUUUUAUUCAGCAAGUUUGAUUGAAACUGUACAAAGUGAAAUCAUUCGGGAUAAUCCUGGAAUUUUGGAUUGUCUGAAAGAGGGCAUAGGCAGAGUAAUGGGCUUUGGAGUGCCCCAUAGCAAACGGCUGCUCCCUCUUCUUGCACUGACCUUUCCAACGGUUUUACAUGGAGUUCUUCAUUAUAUAAUCAGUUCCAUAGUACAAAAGUUAGUCCUUCUCCUUUUAAAGAAAGAGAAUUCCCCCAGCCUUCCAUCUGAAAACUCAAGUUCUGUGCAAAGCAUGUUGGAUGCUUAUUUUCCAGAACUGAUUGCUAGCUUUGCUGCCAGCCUUUGUGCUGAUGUCAUGCUUUACCCACUGGAGACAGUUUUGCAUCGCCUGCAUAUUCAAGGGACACGCACCAUCAUUGACAAUACGGACCUUGGGUAUGAAGUCCUCCCCAUCAAUUCUCAGUAUGAAGGAAUGAGAGACUGUGUCAAUACCAUAAAGCGUGAAGAAGGAAUACUGGGAUUUUACAAAGGGUUUGGAGCUGUAGUUGUACAGUAUACAUUACAUGUGGCUGUAUUGCAGUUCACUAAAAUUAUUUACUCCACACUGCUUCAGAAUGUUUCUUAAAAGCAAGUAGAUGUAGCCACUCCAAAGUCCACAUAUUCAGAAAAUAGGUAGGCAAGUAAAAUCUAAAAGAUUAGAAUCUACAGUAAUGGUUUUCUUCUUGCCACCUAGAAUUUUCCUUUGUAAAUAGACAUAUGUUCUCUCAUGUCCUUGACACAAUGCUUAAUCAGAGAGAAAAAUGAAACAUGAAAGUCGAUACAGGCCAGAGCUUUUAAAUACUGAAAUGUAAAUAAAGUAUAAAAUCUUUCGUAAAUCUG